This is a messenger RNA of Sorghum bicolor (sorghum), 1651 nucleotides long. RefSeq lists its product as uncharacterized. The record is from RefSeq and is a predicted model, not a curated record. Lineage: Eukaryota; Viridiplantae; Streptophyta; Magnoliopsida; Poales; Poaceae.
CUAAGCGUCGGGUGGAGGGCUAUCAGAACCAGCGUCGCAACCAACGGGUACGUACCCGAUGGGUACUGGCCACCCGUACCCGCACCCGCUAGGUCAAAAUCUAUUCCAUCGGGUUACCCGCGAAAGCAGACGGACUCCUCGCCUCCUCCGUGACCCCCCGCUCCAGUACACCGUCGUGUCGCGAUUCACGGCACCGGUGCUCGUGCUCCACGCGCUGGAACAAACAAACCUAACAGUGGGACUGGGUGCGUCACCCGACAGCGACGACGCGCGCGCGAUGCCAGGUACAUCUUCUCUCCCCCACCCCUUCUGCCCACCUCUCCUUCAGAUCGUCGCUCGCUCCACUCGGACCACUCCAAGUCCCAGCGACCCAGCCCGCGCGGAGGCCGGAGCAUCGCACCGGCACCAGCACCGCACGCACGCCGCGGCGCGCAACCGCCCAGCCUCUCGUGCGCGCGCGAGCGCACAGAGCACAGCAAGCAACCCGAUGGCGCUCCUGGUGCUGCGAGGCUGCGCCACGCCAGCCGUCCACGCGGCCCCGGCGGCGGGGUCCCGGCUGCUCCCGCCGCCGCUGCGGCGGCGGAGGCUCGUGGCCGUCGCUUCGACAGCCUCCUCCGCGCCGUCCGGCGAGGUGGCGUCGUCGUCCCAGCACGGCCGCGAGUACGGGAUCGUGGGCGGGCCCAACGGCAACGCCGUCGCUCCCGCUACCGCCACCAAGUCCACCGUCAUCGAGACCACCGUCGAGAGGGUGAUCUUCGAUUUCCGGUUCCUGGCACUCCUCGCCGUCGCCGGGUCACUCGCCGGCUCCCUCCUGUGCUUCCUCAAUGGCUGUGUCUUCAUCAAAGAGGCAUACCAGGUUUAUUGGUCGAGCUGUGUUAAGGGGAUUCAUACGGGGCAGAUGGUCCUCAAAGUCGUCGAGGCCAUCGAUGUGUAUCUUGCUGGAACAGUCAUGUUGAUUUUUGGGAUGGGUCUUUACGGUCUCUUCAUCAGCAACGCUUCCUCAGAUGUUCCUUCUGCAUCUGACCGUGCGCUGAGUGGAUCGUCUCUGUUCGGGAUGUUCGCUUUGAAGGAACGCCCGAAGUGGAUGAAGAUCACCUCCCUUGACGAGCUCAAGACAAAAGUGGGGCAUGUCAUCGUGAUGAUUCUGCUUGUGAAAAUGUUCGAGAGAAGCAAGAUGGUGACAAUAGCCACGGGGCUGGACCUCCUCAGCUACUCGAUUUGCAUCUUCUUGUCGUCAGCUUCUCUGUACAUACUGCAUAUGCUCCACAAGGGCGACCCUGAGGACGAGGAGAGUGCAAUGCCAAAUUUGUAACUCCUUAACAUUGUGACCAGAUCAGAUUUGUUGUAGCUAUUGAAGGAACUUGAAAUUUUGUGUUCGAUUAUCGAUCUCCUAACCUCUGAUUUCUGCAUGAUCAUAGCAUAGUCGUCACUUGCUUCAGUUAAAACAAAAGAGAUACUGGUCACUUUGGUUCAGCUGCCAUGUGCCCCCUGGACCAAAAUGUCAGUGGGAAAGGGUGUCACCUGACAUGCCCUUUCUAAGGUUCUGGUCCUGAACUCAGACUACCAAAGAAAUUAGGUUAUGUUUUCUCUAUGGUCUGUAUAUACUAUGGUUUUAUUUCGGAGUGAUUGAGGAAACUUUCAUUUUUGUUUA